This is a messenger RNA of Zymoseptoria tritici IPO323, 438 nucleotides long. RefSeq lists its product as uncharacterized. The record is from RefSeq and is a predicted model, not a curated record. The transcript has a single exon. Bases 1 to 438 code for a protein of 145 amino acids. Lineage: Eukaryota; Fungi; Ascomycota; Dothideomycetes; Mycosphaerellales; Mycosphaerellaceae.
AUGCAUCUCAGCCUACCAUUCCUUUUCCUCACCUCCAUCCUCCCUCUCAUUUCCGCCGACUUCCUAGUCGCCAACGCCACAGCCUGCACCGGCGCCUUUCCCAUCAACACCUGCACCCACGGCGUUAAAGUCCUCUCCGGCACAAACAAUGCCACAGAAUACACCUGCGACCACCUCAUCCGCGCUCAAGACAACAAUUACCUCAGCGGCGGCACAGCUGGUCCGCAUGGCAUGAACGUCGUGGCGAAGCAGGGCAUUUGCGACUCCGGAAGGUUGGAGUUUGUGAAGGACGGCGUGGGCUAUGAAGUCAGGGAUGCGAGUGGUGGGCAUUUAGGCGACUGUACCUUGACGGAUCAAUGGAAUCGGUCGUGCGAUAUGUGGAUUGGGGUGACGUACUUUGAGUCGAUGUACUAUUGUACGAGCGGUGUGUGCGGGUGA